AUGGCAGCUGAUAGAGAUAAUUUUUUACAAAAUAUUGAAAAUGAUUCAAUUAACAAUGGCCAGGCCAUGGAUCUGUCACCCAACCGAAGUUCCUCUGAAAGCGAUAGCAGCAUUCUCAUGAAUGUGAAUGAUAUUAAAACUUUACGUCUGGACGUAGCACCAGAAGCUAAAAGCACCCAAUCAAAGAAGUCGCUUUUUUAUGAGAACUCUGAUGAUGCUGAAGAAGGAGAAAUAGAAGAGCGCACGAACAAAGAAGAAGGACAAUACCAUCAUAAAGGAUCUAAACAACUUCGAUUUGAGGUUGGCAAGGAAAGUACAGGUAAAUUGCAAUCUCAUCUAUCGGAUGGAAGCGCAACAAGUGGAGAGGGCAAUGUACGACCUUGGGAAUUCAGGAAGGUAAUACAAGCUGAGUAUAGAGAAAGGUUGCCGCGCAAUUAUGAAUUAAAGCAUUGGAAAAAGCCUUCUAAAAUAAUGAUAGGAUCCAUACUUCGUUUAUUAGAGACUAACACUGUAAGCGCUCUUGAUUCUGUCUUUGAGAAGUACGAAAAGGAAAUGAACCAAAUGACGCAUGGCGAUAAUAAUGAGGUUAAAAGAAUAUAUUCUAAGAAGGAACGUUUGCUUGAAAUAAUCCUCACAAAGAUAAAGAAGAAGCUAAGACAGGCCAAAUUUCCCUCUAGGAUAUCGGAAAGAGAUCUAGACAUCGAGUAUAUUUAUUCUAAGCGACAAUUUAUUCAAAACCGGUAUUCACAAGAACUACAAAAUAAUGAGAGAUUGGAAGCAAUUCUUUCACGUGAACAAAACCUUUUGGAGGAAACUAGGAAGUUGUGCAUGAAUUUAAAAACAAACAACAAGAAACGACUCACUGAGAAGCUAAUACAAAAAGAUCUGCAUCCAGUACUUAACAAAGCAAUGGAAUAUACAUAUGGCUUAGAAUCUACUAAUGGAUUUAUGCAUCCUGAUGGCCCAGUAACUUUUAGAAAUGAUAGCCACGAAUUGAACCUGAUGUUGAACGACCCCAUAAAAAGUACAGCCGAUGUGAGGCUUGAUAAGGAGGAAGUACUGUCGUUGUUACCUUCUUUGAAAGAAUAUACGAAGAAAUCAAAGGAACUUAAGGAAACAAUGGGUCAAAUGAUUUCGGAUUCACAUGAAGAAGAAAUCAAAGAGGUUUUUGUACCGCACCAUGAGUCGCACCAAGAUAAGACCGAAGAAGAUAUACACUAG
Molecule: messenger RNA, 1221 nt
Organism: Saccharomyces cerevisiae S288C
Lineage: Eukaryota; Fungi; Ascomycota; Saccharomycetes; Saccharomycetales; Saccharomycetaceae
Gene: OKP1
Product: Okp1p
Exons: 1
Coding region: 1-1221 (406 amino acids)
Cellular component (GO): nucleus
Source: RefSeq, marked reviewed